UUUAUUUCGCAUGGAGAGCGAGAAGUAAAGUCUGCUGCGAUGGUGACAAUGACGAAGGAGAAGAAGAGGAGAAGAUGGAGCAGUUCUUGCCCUAAUAAGGAAUUCCAGGAGGCGCGUGACAGGAGGAGAGAUGAGCUGAGACAAAGGGAGGAGAUAACCGAGAAGAAGCAAAACAAGGCACGGAGACUGAAUGAGCAAUCGAGUUGGGUUCCCUGUUUUGAAUGGGCCGACUUUACAGAGGAUAUCGAGUUUCCAAGGUCGCCGAUUAUCUUCCCGACGCCAUACAACAACACGGAUGAUAUUAAAAAAAAACAACGAGACGACGAUGGCUUAGAUCUUAAGCUAACACUUUAGCUACCUUUUUGCUUUUUCUUUGUUAAAUUACAAACUAAUUCAUAAAAGAAUUCAAUAGUUGCUUUUGGUUUC
Messenger RNA from Hibiscus syriacus, 426 nucleotides. RefSeq lists its product as uncharacterized. The record is from RefSeq and is a predicted model, not a curated record. Gene Ontology annotation, biological process: regulation of systemic acquired resistance. The transcript has a single exon. Lineage: Eukaryota; Viridiplantae; Streptophyta; Magnoliopsida; Malvales; Malvaceae. Bases 40 to 354 code for a protein of 104 amino acids.